AUGAUGAUGAUGAUCGGAAAGCGGAGUUCUGCCAUCUUUGAAGCUGAUGGCGAUAACGAUGGCAUAACCUCUGCCGCCAGCUCAUUUGAGGCCCAAUCUCAAAGCCUUCACCUGCCGCGGACCAACACUUAUCUCCAGCGGGACAUGCCAGUUGAUGGCGGCCACGACGACGAUGACGAUAACGAAGGCUCCGCGACCACAGAGCUGGCAGCCAUCAUGACGACGACAUCAACGCCGGUCAGCCCAGGACCGUCGAGCCCGCCCUUGGAUCAGGCAAAACAACCACAAGAUUUUGUACCACCCACCAGACCCAGCAGUACACCUUUUCCAAAUGCGCAGCAAGGGCAGACCGAUAUCCGAUGCCUGCAUUGCCAGACGGACUGCCAAGAUUGCUUUGAAGAUGCCAUGGAUGAGAGUCCUAUCGCGGCCCUGGCAGCCGAUCAGCAGCCACUCCAGUCGCUCUAUGCACUGCCCGCCGAGAUCCAUGAGUGCAUUCUCGACCAUUUGUUUGGCUACCGCGUGUCCACCACUUCCCCGAGCUCGUUAAGCAUCCCGAGUGUCAAUGCCAGAAGCUGGAGCACUGCUUUGCGGCAUUCCAGGAGAAAGGAGUUAUCCAACUUGGCACUCGUCACACCCCUCUGGAGAUACUUGGUUCAGGCGAGACUCUUCCGGCACAUCAAGGUCAAAGCGACUAUCUAUGGCUGUAACGAGGUUGUUCAGUUCUUUGCCGAUAACACGCAUCUAAGAGACUACGUUAAGCACAUCGAGAUAUGGUUCCCCGUCUUCCAGCCAAAAUUCAACACGGCUUUCCCGACCAACUCUGUGCUGACGUUGCCUACCGUCUCCCCUGAAGGCAUCUCGAGUGCCCAGUAUGGCCUCCCCACCGACAACGCAAGCCUGGAAGAGGUCUUCUUCCUCGUAGGCAGUACGUUUCCUGCGGUGCAAGUCAUGACACUAGAAGGAGGGGAGCGGAAAAAGGCACCGCGCGUCAAAUUCACAUUGCCUACUCCACCUUGGCGCCCAAGAGCACUUCCAGCAAUCAAGACUAUUCGCACCUUGAUCAUCAAGAGUCAGUGGAAUAUCAUCAGAGCACCAAAGGACUGGGAGCAACUCUCCAAUGCCCUCCCGAACCUCGAGGAGUGGCACGGCACUUACGCCAAGCCCAAGUCCAAGAGUUAUCUGAGCAUGGCUGGGACACUUGAAAUUUUGGAUCGCAAGAUCACCAAGCUCAACCUGAGCCUCGAGACGGACUAUCGCCGCGAGAUGACAUGUCCUCCAUACUACCUCAAAGUAUGCGAGCAACUACACUGGUGCGAAAAGAUGGCAAGGGCGGCAAGUCAUUUGGAACACUUAUCAUACACGGGUCGUGUAUGCCAUACCUUCUUCGAUAUGCUCACCCGGUAUUCCAAUUCACGUACCUCUCGUCUCAAGACGAUUGAUAUCACGGUCAAGAACUGUUGUCGCCAAAACGCGCAAUGGAACGAGUCCGGAUCCGGCAUUACCGACAUGCAUUUCAUUAACGCUUUCGAGCAGCUUGUCCUAGGCGGCAUCCGGUGCUUGGAACGCCUAAAGCAGGUGGAUCUUUUGCGGAUCAGAUAUGUUGAUCUAGAUUCACCGGUUCCUCCUUUGAACCCCUAUUUUGUCAUCAAGGAUGGCUGGUGCUCAGGUGUUUGGAGUGACGAGAUUGUGGCCGAGCUGAGUCGUGUUAGGCCCGAUGUGCGCUUUGAGUCAAUGGCCGAGAGCUUCGGCGAGGUUGGCUACAACAAGGAGAACCGUUUGGUCAUCAGUCCCGAUUUCCCGAAGUCACGGGUGUUAUCGCUUAAGUUGGCGAAUUAUGCCUUACUUUCUGGAGGCAUCAGCAUAGUGUAG
This is a messenger RNA of Truncatella angustata, 1869 nucleotides long. RefSeq lists its product as uncharacterized. The record is from RefSeq and is a predicted model, not a curated record. Bases 1 to 1869 code for a protein of 622 amino acids. Lineage: Eukaryota; Fungi; Ascomycota; Sordariomycetes; Amphisphaeriales; Sporocadaceae. The transcript has 2 exons.